Molecule: messenger RNA, 2690 nt
Organism: Micropterus salmoides (largemouth bass)
Lineage: Eukaryota; Metazoa; Chordata; Actinopteri; Centrarchiformes; Centrarchidae
Product: equilibrative nucleoside transporter 1-like
Exons: 17
Coding region: 725-2233 (502 amino acids)
Biological process (GO): nucleoside transmembrane transport; uridine transmembrane transport
Cellular component (GO): plasma membrane
Molecular function (GO): nucleoside transmembrane transporter activity
Source: RefSeq, a predicted model, not a curated record
UCAAAGGUCACCGCAGGCUGAAGAACUGAUUCUGCUGAAAGGGCAGAAAGCAGCCAGACGGCCGCGUGGAGGAAGAAGGACGGAGGAUUCAAAGAAACGUGACAAACAGGAAGGAGGAUUUCACAACUGACUGAAGGAGUCGAACUUUAAGAGAGUGAAGCUGCACGUUGCUGAGCUUAAACCAGCAGAAACGAAUCCUGACUGAUGAAGAACAUAUCUGGAGAACGCUGAGAGAACAUCUGGGCCUGCGGCCGUCCUGCACAAACACUGAAGAAACCUUUGUAUGGCGUUGGUGCAGGAGUUUGGAUCUGGAGUGCUCGCCGUUUCCAGGUGGACAUCUCGACACACCAGGCAGAGUUUCCGUAGGAUUUGUUUGGCUUUGAGGAUAAAGGGGGAAAGGAAACCCAAGGGUUCAUAGAUGGAACUGACGAUGGAAAGGCUUGUGCGUCUGGUUGGAGCUCUGUAUUUGAAGGACUUUCUGGAUGUUGCUCACCCAUUUGGUCAGAGUAAAACCCCAUGGGCGCAUCCUUCCUGAGAUCCUCGGGCAAAAUUAGCAAUACUUGGGGAUGACACAUCACCAAAGAAGUGAACCUUCAUCCUGAACACUUCCAGUGGCUUAGUAACAUCCGCUUUUGGCCACCCCAGAAUCUGAGGAAGUCCAGAUGGUCUUUAUGUACCUUCGCUUGGUAGUACAGCGCUUCAAUUUCUUGGCAAGGUUUAAUGUAUGCAUGGAUGUUGCAAAACUACAUCUUCAUCCUGGAAAGGACCUCUUCAGUCCAUCAGGUCUUCAGUCCAUCAGGUCUUCAGUCCAUCAGGUCUUCAGUCAAUCGGGUCUUCAGUCCAUCGGGUCUUCAGUCCAUCAGGUCUUCAGUCAAUCGGGUCUUCAGUCCAUCAGGUCUUCGAGUUUUCAGUCCAUCAGAUGAAAAUGGCCGCCAGCUCACCGAGAGACAAGUAUUUUGCCGUCUGGCUGAUCUUCUUCAUGCUCGGUUUGGGGACGCUGCUGCCCUGGAACUUCUUCAUGACUGCUACCAUGUACUUCACCAGCCGUCUGAAGGACUCCUCAAUGAGCCAUUCUUCAGCCAAUCAGACGGAGGCAGCAGGUGAGCAUCGGAGCGUUCUGGAGGCCAAAUUCAACAACGUGAUGACGCUGUGCGCCAUGCUGCCGCUGCUCCUGUGCACUUGCCUCAACUCCUUCCUGCACUCACUUGUUUCUCAGCGCCUCCGUGUGAUGGGCAGUCUGCUCGUCAUUAUGUCCGUCUUCAUGGUCACCGCCGUCCUCGUCAAAGUUCCUCUGGAGCCGCUGCCAUUCUUCUCCGUUACCAUGGUGAAGAUCGUCAUCAUCAACUCCUUUGGGGCGGUGCUGCAGGGGAGUUUGUUUGGGAUGGCUGGGCUGCUGCCGGCUUUGUAUACGACUCCCAUAAUGAGCGGUCAGGGACUCGCUGGAACAUUUGCCGCCUUCGCCAUGAUCUGCGCCAUCGCAAGUGGUUCAGACCUUCAGGAUGCAGCAUUCGGUUACUUCAUUACAGCCUGUGUUGUUAUUUUUCUGUCCGUCCUCUCCUACGUCCUGCUGCCUAAACUGGAGUUUUUCCAGUUUUAUCAGGAGAGAAACAGGAAACAGAGAUCAGACAAGGAGAACUCAGUAAAUCUGAUGAACACAGAGAGUAAAGGUGAAGCAGCUGAUCAGAACCAACAUCAGAACAUCUCCGUGAUGACCAUCUUUAAGAAGAUCUGGCGGCUGGCUCUGUUGGUCUGUUUCACCUUUACAGUCACCAUCGGCACGUUUCCCGCCAUCACCGCCGACACCAUAUCCACCCUCGCUGAUGGAGGCUCCUGGGACCAGUAUUUCAUCCCAGUCAGCUGUUUCCUUCUCUUUAACCUGUGUGACUGGUGUGGGCGGAGCUUAACGGCCGUCUGUAUGUGGCCUGCAAAGGACGGCCUCUUACUUCCUGUGUUCAUCGUUUGCCGCCUCGCCUUCGUCCCUCUCUUCAUGUUGUGUAACGUUCAGCCUCGUCUUCACCUGCCUGUCUUCUUUCUUCACGAUGGCUGGUUCAUCGUCUUCAUGAUUCUCUUCGCCUUCAGUAACGGAUACCUGGCCAGCCUGUGCAUGUGCUUUGGACCAAAGAACGUUCUUCCUCAUGAAGCGGAAACAGCUGGAACCAUCAUGGCGUUCUUUCUGUCUCUGGGUUUGGCUUUAGGAGCUGCUCUGUCCUUCCUCUUCAGAGCACUGGUCUAACUGGGAAACUACAUGUGGAUGACUGGUUAAACUGGAUCACUAGCUGUCUGCCACUGGAUUAACAACACUGUAGUUGUCACUGGUCUGACCGUAAACAGUGAAGCCUGUUAAAGACAUGAGGCCUGACAGGACAAUGACUGGCUGCAUACAUAUUGUUAUUAAUGUAUAGUCAUAGAAACAGAGUGUUUAAUGUUGUUUUCUUCAUGUCUGACAGGGACAUUUCCAUAAAUAUUAAAUAUAUUUAAAGUCACUGAAUAAACCAGACAAGCAUUUAAACUGUAAUUCAGUUUUUUCCACGAUGACUUCAGAGAGAAGAAACCUGUUAAAUAUCAGCUUUAUAACUGUUUUAUUGAAAUAUAACAAUGAGCCUUUUGGAAUCAAUUAUUUAUAACAUGUACUUUUUACCCUUCUAUAGUCAUUCUGGCGAGUUCUAAUAAAAUACGACAUAAUGCAGUAA